GCCACGCCGCGGAGCUCACAACCUCACGUUCCCGCCCCGCAAGGGACGAGCUGCCGAGCCAGGCGGGAGACGCGCGGCUGCGGUGCGGGGCAUGAAGUUGGGAGCGCGCGGGUCUCGGAGCGGAGGCGCGGCGCUGCCGGGAGUGGCCCGCGGCUAGAACCCGCUCGGUGCGCCAUGGAGCUCGGGGGCCCCGGGGCGCCGCCGCUGCCGCCGCUGCCGCCGCUGCCGCCGCUACUACUGCUCUUAGGAGCCGGCCUCUUGCCCGCAGCUAACGGUCACUUGGAGACCCGGGCCCAUGCGGAGGAGCGGCUUCUAAAGAGACUCUUCUCUGGCUACAACAAGUGGUCUCGACCAGUAGCCAACAUCUCAGACGUGGUCCUCGUCCGCUUCGGCCUAUCCAUUGCCCAGCUCAUUGAUGUGGACGAGAAGAACCAGAUGAUGACAACAAAUGUGUGGGUGAAGCAGGAGUGGCAUGACUAUAAGCUGCGCUGGGACCCUGGUGACUAUGAGAAUGUCACUUCCAUCCGAAUCCCCUCUGAGCUCAUCUGGCGGCCUGACAUCGUCCUCUACAACAAUGCAGACGGGGACUUUGCUGUCACCCACCUGACCAAGGCCCAUCUGUUCCACGAUGGGCGGGUGCAGUGGACACCCCCGGCCAUCUACAAGAGCUCCUGCAGCAUUGACGUCACCUUCUUCCCCUUCGACCAGCAGAACUGUACCAUGAAGUUCGGGUCCUGGACCUAUGACAAGGCCAAGAUCGACCUGGUGAGCAUGCACAGCCGUGUGGACCAGCUGGACUUCUGGGAAAGUGGGGAGUGGGUCAUCGUGGAUGCUGUGGGCACCUACAAUACCAGGAAGUACGAGUGCUGCGCUGAGAUCUACCCUGACAUCACCUAUGCCUUCAUCAUCCGGCGACUGCCUCUCUUCUACACCAUCAACCUCAUCCUCCCGUGCCUGCUGAUCUCCUGCCUCACCGUGCUGGUCUUCUACCUGCCCUCCGAGUGUGGCGAGAAGGUCACGCUGUGCAUCUCGGUGCUGCUCUCGCUCACCGUCUUCCUCCUUCUCAUCACUGAGAUCAUCCCGUCCACCUCGCUGGUCAUCCCACUCAUCGGCGAGUAUCUGCUCUUCACCAUGAUCUUCGUCACCCUGUCCAUCGUCAUCACAGUGUUUGUGCUCAACGUGCACCACCGCUCGCCACGCACUCACAACAUGCCUGCCUGGGUGCGCAGAGUCUUCCUGGACAUUGUGCCUCGCCUGCUCUUCAUGAAGCGUCCAUCUGUGGUCAAGGACAACUGCCGGCGGCUCAUUGAGUCCAUGCACAAGAUGGCCGGUGCCCCUCGCUUCUGGCCAGAGCCCGAAGGUGAGCCUGGCAUCUUGAGUGGAGUCCGAAGCCAGGGCCUGUCACCCACCCCAUCUUUCUGCGUCCCUGUAGACAUAACGGUUGAGGCCCAGCCUACCUGCAAGUCGCCAUCCCACCAGGUCCCUGAUUUGCAGCCCUUGGAGACUAAGAAAACUAGCCCCCAUCCGUCACCUGGCUCCUGUCACUCACCCAACAGCAUUGGGGCCAAAGGGCUUGCAAAAGCCAGGUCCCUGAGUGUCCAGCAUGUGUCCAGCCCCCGAAACGCAGCAGAAGGCGGCAUCCGCUGCCGGUCUCGGAGCAUUCAGUACUGUGUUCCCCGAGAUGGCACUACCUCCCUGGAUAACAACCAGCAGACUGGCUCUCCAGCCUCCCUGAAGGCCCACCCAGCCGAGCUCCCACCCCUAAACCAGACCUCUCCAUGCAAAUGCACAUGCAAGGAGCCAUCCCCUGUGUCCCCAGUCACUGUGCUCAAGGCCCGAGGCACCAAAGUGCCUCCCCAGCACCUGCCCCUGUCACCAGCCCUGACACGGGCAGUAGAGGGUGUCCAGUACAUUGCAGAUCACCUCAAGGCAGAAGACACAGAUUUCUCGGUGAAGGAAGACUGGAAGUACGUGGCCAUGGUCAUUGACCGAAUCUUCCUAUGGAUGUUCAUCAUCGUCUGCCUGCUGGGCACUGUGGGCCUCUUCCUGCCACCCUGGCUGGCUGGCAUGAUCUAGGGGUACGGCAGGAGCCAGACCUGCUCAUCCCAGCUCCCUGGGCUCUGUGGGGCCAUGCUAUUUACCAGUUAUCCUCAUCUUCCAAACCUGCUGUGAGAUACCUAAGAGAGGUGCUGCCUCUGAGGACUGAAAGCAGAAAUGGUUCUGGUCGUUGGUGGGCCUCGGUGCAGCCGGCUGGGGACUGGGGCAGGCAGAGUCACAGACUAAGCCCCAUUAAAGUUUCUCCAGAGCAGGCAACAGUUGCCCCCUGACCUACAGACAGCGCAUGCUCAUCCACGUCUCAGCAGACGGCCUGGAGAUGGCCUCAACUGUCCCAUGGGGCCGUAAGGCUUCACCCCCUUCAGUUCUCAGAGGCCCUUAUCCCUGUGGGGCUCAUCAGGCCAGGCAGCUCCCACUGCGCCUGUGCUGUCCACACCCCUCCCUCCCCCAGGAUAUGACCCCUCAUUCCUCCCCUCCCAGGUUGCUCUCUGACUCACUGGAUGAGAGAAGACCCUCCAGCUCUGCCAGGCCUGGGCCCAGGCAGGAUCUGCUUUGUUUAGUUUGGGGUGAGUUGGGGAGAAGCCAAGCCCUUUGUGUAGGUCCUAUUCACAGAACAGUGCAGCCCCUCAAAGCAAGACUGAAGCCCCGGGAAGUCCCAUUUCAGUAUCACUAGAAUCAGUGUUAAGUAGUUUCCAGGGCCCAGCGAUACCUAGAGGCAGAGGCACUGGAAUUCCCAGGGCUGUGAGCAAAGUCAUGUCUGGUCCCCUUGCAGGUCUUUCCUGCACUCUUCUAUGUUUCUGCCUCUCUGGACUCAAAAGACUAAGGGAAAGACUUCUUGUCAUAGUCCCGUGGUAAGACCACAUUUCCCCUGAACACGUCUUGUACUCUUUGGGGCAACAGAGGUGAUGAGAAGCUCCUGAGAUAUUGUGGACUAGGGUGGGCUGCUCAGAGGCUUCCAAGCAAACCAGGCCCUCUGACUCAUUCUCUCAGGGCCAUAGACUAAGGAGAACUUUUCCCAGUCUGUCUUGCCCCCAGGUGGCAGGGAAAACCUGAGGGGAUCCCUCUUCCUUCCUCCAAGAUGGCACCAGGCAGCCUCAAGAAGUCCUAGCAGUGGGGCAGAAGGAACACACACUUUAUGCACCCCUGUGAGAUUCCAAGAGCCCAUUGGCCCAAAGGCAGAACAGCCCCACCAUGAGUGAGGGAGACGCCAAAAGGGAUCUUCCUGUGUCAGGUUCCCAGUUGCCUUCCACUGCUCUCAGCUAGGUGGGUUUGGCAGAGCUGGACCUUGUACCUUUAGCCAGCUUGUCCUUGGCCUGAAAGCUGAGGUCCCCAUUUGGACAGUCUUGGGGACUUCAGAAAUGAAGAACUUAGUGAAGUUCUGAACUGACACACACCAAGCUUCCAGUAGAAACAGCUGCUACCCCCAUGGUACAACUCGCCAGUUCCAGCUCAAUGAGGAUGUCAGGAUGGAGGCAUGCCAAGGGGGCAGCAUUGUCCCUACCUGUCCACCUACAGGCAAGCUCACCUCUAAACAUGGAGCUGCUGGUCACUCCAGGGCGCUGGAGGAAGAAAGACCCUGAGUUGGAGGCCUGAGUUGAAUGGCCUCAGGACAUUCCUGUGUACAGGAAUGAGAUACAGAGGCCGAGGUAUUAAACCCUGGACCUCUAGACUUAAACUUAGACCUUCCCCAGAGUCCUCAGGGCACCAAGGACUCUACUUCGAUCUGCCCUCACUCUGCUGACUGGCUAGGUCCCCAUCCACACUGUCCCCUGACUGGAGCCUUUAGGAUGUUUGGAGAUAGCUCUGGUGGGGGAAUUCUUGCCAAAAUUCAGAAGCUGGGGGUGGGGGGCACAGGCCUUGGAGGAGGCAACAGAUGCACUUAUCAGAUGUGAGCACCACCAUCAUGCUGCAUACACACUUCCAACUUCAGAUGUACACACAGCAGCAGAUAGGGCAGGGCUCUUAUGGCACCCUGGGCAAGGCUGCUUGAUGUUCUUUUCUGGGUCAGGAAAAGUAAGUGGCUGGGAUGCUCCUGCCAGCCCAUUCCUGCCUUCACACAGACAGUCCAGGAAAGGAAAAUAAAACCUAUGAUCCUCCUAUGUCCAGCCAGCCAGCCUGUUGUCUACCUGCCUCCAGUGUUGGUCUGUGGUCAGGUUGAAGUUUAAUUAGGGUAAAAUGCUUGAUCUGAGGCUUUGGGGCCAGUGAGCGUCAAGAAACAGACAACAUAGCCCCAUACGUUCCUCUCUGAUGUGUGGACAUCAUCCCCUCAAAGUUCUCAGCACUCUCCUACCCUCGGUCCCAUGGGCAGUGGCAGCUCAGAUGUGAGUCCUGGAGACUGCUGCGCUGGCUCCUGGUCAUCACAGGCCUGGGAUCCCACAAAGGACCCUGUAACAUCUGCCUUCUUUCACUCUGACCAUGCCAAGGUUCAUCUGCAGUGCCGUGUGUACUGGUCCCAUUGCUGUCAUGUGCUUGCUGGUUCUUAGUUGCUUUCUGUCUGAAUAAACAGUCACAGCGUGUCUUCCAUCAGUGUGUACCCCCAUUUCCAGACGUCAGUCAAGGUGCUACAGGUACCUAUGCUUGUCACUGAGGGUGUGUGUUCCCAUUUCUCUUUGUGUCAAUCAUGUUUCUUUGCUUUCUGGGAUGUCUUGACAUGCUGGGGCCUUUCAGACCCAAGACUGCUGUUUCUAGGCUGGCCAGUUUCUAGUGCCCAGCUCGUCUGGAGCCCAACUUCAUGCCUGAUGGGCCAUCAAGGGCAGCACCCAUUCCUUACCAAACUUAUACCAGAGUCAGCCACAGGAUAACUACAGAUCCCUCUGCAGCCCAGAGCCUGAGGAAGUGUCUAGACUGGCCAUGGGCUGUUUCCACUGCUCCACGUGGCCUUCUCACAGAAACAUCUGAAAGGUACUACCACCUCCUUCUCUAGUUCCUCUUGCCUCCUGAUGGAUCUGGUCCCCCCACCUGCCCCAGGCUCCUACCUGGCAUGACAUCUCUCUCCUUGAGAACUGAAACUGACAGCUGUCCUUCAGUGACAUCGCCUCCUUAGGGACCCUUAUCUCCCUAGUAAACUAAGACCAGGGCGCAGGGCCCUGGGUUCCAUCCCAUGUAGGCAGCUCAUCCCACACUGCUCUUGGACACUGGUACUUUCUCAGAAGAAAUGUCUAAGGGCCCGGUAUUCCAUGCCCUGGACCACCCUUGAUGUUGCAAUCCCCCUCCCACCCAUCGAAUUGAGGUCCACUGGCACACAGCCAUUGGGAGGUCCCAGAACUGCCCUUUUCGGGGACAAGCCUGGGCCUCCCUGUAUGUGUCCAUAGUGUGCACUUGUGUUUGUAAAUAGUUACAUGAGAAUACACUUGAGUUUAGCUGCUUUUCUCUAGCCUCUUCUAUUCCAGUCUAUUGAAAAAUGCCAGUUGCAAGCCCCUGCCUUGAUGUUCUGACCCGAGUUGGAAGCAUACUGCUCAGGACACAGCACAAAGAGGGUAGUAGAAUGGUCAGGCACUGGGGUUUGUAUUGAGACUUAGAUACAAAAACACUUUCCAUGCAGAUAUGCUGUUGACACUCACUGUUUGCAGGAAAGAGCUUCUAUUACUUUAAUCCCGUUUGACAUUUCUUGCUAUUUGCUGGGCUCGUGGGUGACGCGCACACAGAAUACACAGACUCACCAUCAGCAGGCCAGCACCCAUUUUCUCACCAGUGCCCAAAGGUUACUGUUCUUCACUGACUGGGUCCAUUACUGAAUCUGGUUUAUGUGAGCUUGAUCCCAUGAACUGUACUCCUGUGCCUCCCUCUCUUCCUCAGCUUGGGCUUUGUCCAUUCACCACACAGUCAUAGUUCUUGUGUGCUCACUGUGUGGGCGCUGUACCAUUUAUCAUGCAUUUUCUCUGCAGUGGACAUUUGAGUUGUGUCAGUUUGUAACAGUAUCAGCAGGGCUGCUGUGGGAAGGCUGUGGAGUACAUGUCUAUUUUCCACUCCAGCAAUGGGAAGUAGAGGCAGGAGGAUCAGAAGUUCAAGGUUGCCCUCAACUACAUUUUUAGUUCGAGGACAGACUGGGCUAUGUGAGAUUCGGUUUCACACAC
Nannospalax galili (Upper Galilee mountains blind mole rat) is the source of this 6128-nucleotide messenger RNA. It is a transcript of the gene Chrna4, whose product is annotated as cholinergic receptor nicotinic alpha 4 subunit. The coding region runs from base 175 to 2076 and encodes 633 amino acids. Gene Ontology annotation, biological process: nervous system process; chemical synaptic transmission; regulation of membrane potential. The record is from RefSeq and is a predicted model, not a curated record. The transcript is spliced from 6 exons. Gene Ontology annotation, molecular function: acetylcholine-gated monoatomic cation-selective channel activity; transmembrane signaling receptor activity. Lineage: Eukaryota; Metazoa; Chordata; Mammalia; Rodentia; Spalacidae. Gene Ontology annotation, cellular component: postsynaptic membrane; neuron projection; synapse.